AUGUCACUAUUGAUUUUGGAAUAAAAUCACCUGUUUCCGCGUUGGUAUCUCCCUGGUAUCUCCCUAUGGUUUUCUCUGAAUAUUGUAGUGUUUUUGCUGUCACAUACGUUUCCUUUUCUAUUUUUCACCGGACAAACCAAGCGUCGCAUGUAUGCAUGUAUAAGUUCCCUUGUUUCAUACAUCAAUGUAACACCGCAGCUCUUCAUAUGCGACUGACCUUGCCCGUCUGCAGACAAAACAGUGAACCAGCCAGUCAGUGUUAGCUAGCUCAGCUAACUGUUCGUAUUAGUGCGAAUUCAUGUUCGCUGGUCCUCUCCACGUCCUGGUUUUGUUGCCUUUAUGAUGGAAGAUGAAGCCUUCACAGACAUUAAUGGCAAAGCCAUAUCUCUGGACUGCCAGAGUCACUCUGGUUUCUGCAGAGAGUUCAUUGUCAGCUCUGCCAAAGUGUCCAUCGGUAAGGUGAUGGUGUUCACCUGCUCUGUUUGGCUUGUAGCUUACGCUGUUUUCUUCAUCACAGAGAACACUGCUGUGCUGUCCUGUGCUAUACUCAUCACCCUGGUUGGCAUGAUGGUUCACAUCCACUUUGUGAAGGUUGACCACGAGUCCCUGCUCGUCAUUGGCUCUUUGGGCAUCCAGGUGUCUUCCAGCUACGCCUCAGGCCGAGAGACCACCACAUUCAUUGAGAUGAGCAAGAUUAAGGAUAUAGUCAUCAAUGAAGCUAUAUAUAUGCAUCAAAUCAUUUAUUACCUCUGUGUGCUGUUGAAGGACUCUUCAGAGCCUAAUGCAGUGUCAAGUGUUGUGCCGUUGUUCCAGAGUUCAAAGCCGAGGUUGAACUGCCUGGUGAAGGUUUACAAGAGCUGUCAGGAGAUUCUUUCUAAGUGCUGAUGGUAUGAAGUGGUGGUCAUCCAUCAGAGAUGUUUCUGGGAGCCUAUAGUUUAAUAAGUUGUGUUCUUUUCAAAGGAUGAAUGCAGAGACCGUUUUUAUUAAUUGUGGUGCAUCUUGAUUCAGUUAUUAGUCAUUCAUUUUUUGUAUAUUUCUCCUUUUCAUGCCUUCAUCAACACACUGUACAUCCAAUCAAUCUGAUCUGAUGACCAAUAUAAGUGUAUUAAUGACUUUAUGUUAUACCGUGUUUUGUAGCCACCUGAAUAAUAAUAUGCACCAGUCUAGACUUCUUGUUUGAACCUACUGAGCCACAUUUGUACCUGACAUUGAAUUAACAGUUAGAAAUGCCCUUUGAUCACCUUUCCUCUUUCCUUAUUUAUUCAUUUAGAUAGAAGUUGACUUAUUAAUUCAAUGUCUGUAUUUUAGAAGGAUUCCUAAACUGUAUUUUUGUACUAGAAAUAAUUUUAAUAAAACAUAGAAUCAA
Notolabrus celidotus (New Zealand spotty) is the source of this 1366-nucleotide messenger RNA. RefSeq names its product phosphatidylinositol glycan anchor biosynthesis, class H (gene pigh). Gene Ontology annotation, biological process: GPI anchor biosynthetic process. Gene Ontology annotation, cellular component: glycosylphosphatidylinositol-N-acetylglucosaminyltransferase (GPI-GnT) complex. NCBI's taxonomy places the organism in Eukaryota, Metazoa, Chordata, Actinopteri, Labriformes, Labridae. The record is from RefSeq and is a predicted model, not a curated record. The transcript has 4 exons. The coding region runs from base 340 to 885 and encodes 181 amino acids.